UGAGACGCAGAGAUCUCCGAGGAGCCAAAUCUUGAAAAAGUGGGUUUGGACCAAGUUCAUCCGUUCCACGCAAAACAAAAGAAGGAGCAGCGAAAGAAGAUGUUGUCGAUAUUUGGAUCUAGUGGGAGACUACUGCUGCGGUCGACUACGACUAUGCCGACGACCGCGAGCUCGGUGUUUAGGAGUUCGAGUGUUUUGUUUCCGCUUUCGAGGACUAGAUUGGCGACUACGGCUAUCACUAUCAACAGCAUCAGCAGCCUACGACGAUUCACGACAACCCCUCACAGAAGCGCAAUCGAACCCCCUCGCCUCUCACCAGAAGAAACGAUCCGGCUGCAACAGCAAGCCGAAAAAGAAGCCAAAAUCAAGCGCGCAAAAGACCAUGCCCAGCGGAUCCUCGCAAAAGUACCAGCCCGGUUCCGCCCGCACGCCGAGAAACUGCUGACCGAACCCGGCUCGUUUGUCUUUUGCUUUCUGAUCCUGCACGAGCUGUCGGCGGUGUUGCCGCUGUUUGCACUGUUUUGGCUGUUUCAGUAUCUGGAUUGGGCGCCGCCGUUGCCGGACAACUUGAUUGAGAAGGGCACCGAGUUUUUCUCGAAAGCGGUCGAGCCGGAGAAAAUCCCGGCGGGGGCGGCGGGGGCAAAGUAUCUUGCGCAGGGAGCUACCGCGUAUAUUCUAGUCAAAUUCCUACUCCCGGUCAGAAUCCCGCUCUGCCUGCUCGCCACGCCAUGGCUGGUCCGGAGAACAAUCGACCCCAUCAAGGAAGUCUUCCGGCUCAGACGAGCAAUCAAGGCCCACAAACAAGGCCCAAAGCUGCGCCGGCCAUCAUGAGUCUUUGUACAUUAUUAUUGACUGUACAUUACUACUACUGACGGACACUUACACAAACCCCGUCGCUGACAUAAAUACACAAACACCUCAGCGCUUACACGACGCGUCCGGGGACGCGUGGGACGCGUUCUCAUUUAACUUAAAAAGGCAAAAAUAAAAAACCUUAAAAUCAAUAAAUCAAUCAAGGGGCCUCCUCCUCCUUUCACCG
Myxozyma melibiosi is the source of this 1039-nucleotide messenger RNA. RefSeq lists its product as uncharacterized. The transcript is spliced from 2 exons. Lineage: Eukaryota; Fungi; Ascomycota; Lipomycetes; Lipomycetales; Lipomycetaceae. Bases 100 to 831 code for a protein of 243 amino acids. The record is from RefSeq and is a predicted model, not a curated record. Gene Ontology annotation, cellular component: mitochondrion.